AUGAACGAACGUGGUCAAUACAGGCGAUCCCCCGACCAAACCGAGGCUUGGAUUCUGGGUAGCGGAACUGCAUCUUUAGCGUCCGCGCUGUACUUGGUGCAGUUUGCCAAUGUUCCUGCGUCCAAGGUACAUAUCUUGGAUUCCCAUCUUUCAAUGGGCCAAGUUCUGCACAACAACGGCGAUCCCAUUCAUGGCUAUGAUCAGUUUGCAGGAUGCUUGCCUGUUCCGGCUGGAAACCCCUUGAAAGAGCUCCUGGGCCUGGUGCCUUCGGUGAAUCGCCUAGGGCACAGUGUUUUGGAUGAUAUCCAAUCAGCGCAGACGGGUCGUGCUAAUCAGCACAAAGGUCGCACUCGCUUCUUAGUUCAAAAGAAUCAUGUUCUGAAUGAUAUUCAUACGAAUUCGUUGAAUUUGAACACCAAGCAUCGUCUGGAGUUGAUCUUGUUCAUGCUGAAGAGCGAGAAACGCCUUGGAAGGAAUCAGAUCCGAGACUUUUUGCCGAACUCGUUCUUCCAAAGUACCUUCUGGACCAUCUGGUCCGCUCAGUUCGGAUUUCAACCAUGGCACAGCGCAAUUGAAUUCAAACGUGCCCUUCGUCAGCAUCUUAGUGGCUUCCAUAGUCUGAGCAUCUUAAGCUGUCUAGACAUCACCGGAUAUUACCAACAAGACUCAAUAUUCCUACCUUUAUUUCUACACCUCCAAAGCCUGGGCGUGGAUUUCCACUUCGAUACAACGAUAACAGACAUCGUUUCAACAAUCCGAGACGGUCAGGAAACCAUCUCCCAACUUCGCAUGAUCCAGAACGGAUUCCAAAUGCAGCAAAAAAUCUGUCCGGACGAUGUUGUCAUCAUAGCCCCCGGUUCUACCGCCUCAGGCAUGACAAGAGGAACCAACGACCAUCCCCCAGGUCGCCAUUCACUUGAGCCCUACGACGAGCUGGAUGAGAACUGGGCAAUUUGGCUGGAAAUCGGAACCCGAAAUGAAAUGCUGGGCAACCCCUACAACUUCUGUACCCGUGAGUCGGAAUCCAUAUUGGAGUCUUUCACAAUCACCACAUCAGACCCCGGUCUGAUAGAAUAUGUCGAUUUGCACACCCACAAUGACACCGAUGGCGGGUCCAUUGUUUUGCUCAAAGAAAGCCCGUGGAAAUUGAGUUGUUGUAUACCCACACAACCGGUCUUUAUUCACCAGCCAUCGAAUGUUCGCAUUUUCUGGGGCUUUGCUCUAUUUCCCAGGCGUCUGGGGGAGUAUGUCCAGAAGCCGAUGCAUAAUUGUUCCGGGGCAGAGAUCACCAAAGAACUGUUGGGACAUCUACGUUUUGUUUCUCAGCCUUCGAGAACCACAACUAUUCCACGAGUCAUGCCGCGGAUGACAGCCAUGUUGCUUAUUCGGUCACAGAAUGACCGCCCGCAAGUUAUACCGCCAAACACCUCCAAUCUUGCUUUGGUCGGGGACUUCGUGGAGAUUCCACAUUAUAGCUGCGUUGAUACUAGUUACGCUGUUCGUACUGCACAGGUGGCUGUAUCGCGGCUGAUGGGGCUUGAUCUUCUUUCGGAACAGAGGGAAUCAUCAAUCUUCGACCUUUUUAGGAUUUUGUUGUGGAAGUGA
This is a messenger RNA of Penicillium verhagenii, 1605 nucleotides long. Its product is annotated as oleate hydratase. Gene Ontology annotation, molecular function: oleate hydratase activity; FAD binding. Bases 1 to 1605 code for a protein of 534 amino acids. Lineage: Eukaryota; Fungi; Ascomycota; Eurotiomycetes; Eurotiales; Aspergillaceae. The record is from RefSeq and is a predicted model, not a curated record. Gene Ontology annotation, biological process: fatty acid metabolic process. The transcript is spliced from 2 exons.